Molecule: messenger RNA, 6879 nt
Organism: Varanus komodoensis (Komodo dragon)
Lineage: Eukaryota; Metazoa; Chordata; Lepidosauria; Squamata; Varanidae
Gene: LRCH3
Product: leucine rich repeats and calponin homology domain containing 3
Exons: 21
Molecular function (GO): protein binding
Source: RefSeq, a predicted model, not a curated record
GCGCUGGCGGCCGGGGGCUGCCCCGGGGCCGCCGCGGCCGGCCCGUCGUCGUGGACGCGCUCCUUGGAGAGGGCGCUGGAGGAGGCGGCGGCCAGCGGCGCCCUCAGCCUGAGCGGCAGGAAGCUGCGCGACUAUCCGCGGGGCAGCGCCGCCAGCCACGACCUCAGCGACACCACCCAGGCCGAUCUAUCACGGAACAGACUCUCAGAGCUGCCUAUCGAAGCUUGUCUCUUUGUUUCCCUUGAGAGCCUUAAUUUGUACCAGAAUUGCAUUCGUUAUAUUCCAGAAACCAUUUUGAAUUUGCAGUCGUUAACUUUUCUGAAUAUCAGCCGGAAUCAGCUCUCAACAUUGCCAGUUCAUUUAUGCAGUCUCCCCUUGAAAGUUUUGAUAGCAAGCAAUAAUAAGUUGGUCUCCCUACCAGAAGAAAUUGGACAGCUCAGACAACUGAUGGAGCUUGAUGUAAGCUGUAAUGAAAUAGAGAGAAUUCCAUCACAGAUUGGUCAUUUGGAAUCUCUGCGGGACCUGAACCUCAGAAGAAAUCAUUUGGUACAUUUACCUGAAGAGCUUGCAGAGCUGCCUUUGAUUCGGUUAGAUUUCUCCUGCAAUAAAAUCACAACAAUCCCGCUUUGUUACCGGAACUUCAGGCACUUGCAGACAAUCACUCUAGACAAUAACCCGCUGCAGUCACCCCCUGCCCAGAUAUGCAUAAAAGGAAAAGUCCACAUAUUUAAAUAUCUAACUAUAGAAGCGUGCAAGGUGGUGCCGGAUCUUCCAGAUUAUGACAGGCGGCCGAUGGGGUUUGGUCCAUGCCAUGAGGAGAUGUACUCCAGCCGACCGUAUGGAGCACUGGAUUCUGGCUUCAACAGUGUGGACAGCGGAGACAAGAGGUGGUCAGGAAAUGAACCCACAGAUGAAUUUUCUGAUCUUCCUCUGCGGGUGGCUGAAAUCACAAGAGAGCAGAGACUGAGACGAGAGAGUCAGUACCAGGACCACAAAGGAAGCCCGGUUGUCACCAACGGUGGAGUGGAACAUGAUCUGGAUCAGAUCGACUUCAUUGACAGCUGUGUCACCGAAGAGGAGGAGGAAGAGGGCUCUCCAGUAAAAUCAGUGUCCAGGUCAGAAGAUGGGAGGAGAUACUUGCAUCACAGCAGAGAUGCAGAUGAACUGAAAAGACCCGAAAGUCUGAGCUUGAUGAAUGACAGAGAGCGACCACAAGUGCUAAAGAGCUUCUUAGACCGGGCAGAGAGAGGCUCCAGUGAAACUUCUAGCCAUCUUCCGCAGUCCAGCACCCAUAAUCAGGUCUCUCACGUGGAUGCUGAUCCACACAAGAGGCGUGAGCACUUGGUGGAGCGGACCCGGAGGGAAGCCCAGCUUGCUGCAUUACAGUACGAGGAGGAGAAGAAGAGGACAAAACAGAUACAAAGAGAAGCCGUUCUUGAUUUUGUCAAACAAAAGGCAUCCCAGAACCCUCAGAAGCAAAGCCAUUUGGAUAGUGAGUGUCCUUUUCCAUCCAGAAGGUCUCAGCACACUGAUGAUAGUGCCUUGCUGGUGAGCGACGAAAGGGCCACCAUCUCACCAAACGCACCUGCUUCUCAAACAGUUCACCUUUCUGCUCCUUACCCCGGACCUGGCGCCACCACUGUGCCUUCCUACAGAAAUCCUCCCCAGCGUCCUGACAGUUUCCUUUUCCGAAACGCUUCAAGGGAUGAGAUAAGCAAAGCCAUUCCAUCACUGCCUGUUUCUGCCUCAACUUCUGCUAAUAGCACUGAAGACCAUAGUGAAAACCAUAGUUCCAAGCUGCAGGAUGAAGAAACUGAGCUGAUAGAGCAACUGAGGAAAAACAUUGAAUCGCGACUGAAGGUGUCUCUGCCCAGUGACCUCGGAGCAGCGCUAACAGACGGUGUGGUGCUCUGUCAUCUCGCAAACUAUGUGCGGCCCCGUUCUGUUCCUAGUAUUCAUGUCCCCUCACCAGCUGUUCCCAAAUUAACGAUGGCCAAGUGCAGACGGAACGUGGAAAAUUUCCUGGAAGCUUGUCGGAAGAUUGGUGUACCUCAGGAGCGAUUAUGUUUGCCUCUGCAUAUUUUAGAAGAGAGAGGGUUGACGCGGGUGGCAGAGACUGUCCAGUCGCUUCUGGAAUGGGCACCCCCAAAACAGCAUCACCAGCAGCAGCAGCAGCAUUUGGCUGCUGCGUGACGUGGCCCCUGGCAACUUGCUGUUUUUUCUUGGCCAAGCUGAAGGAUGCCCGGACUUGACAGCAGUGCAGCGGUCCCGACACAGGCAGUGCUGUGUCCGAAGAAGGAGAUCUGUAUCCGGGAUUCCUGGCAGGGAAUAAUUUUGCUUCAUUUCUCCACUUUUUUUGGAGGUCACAAAAGUUUCCACUGAACUUUUUUUUAAAUUGUUCUUUGUAAAUUGAAUUUUGCUGGGACAGGAGGGUGGAACUGUGGGAGCAUUUUACUAGAUGUCGGCUUCCUUUCUAAGUAUGACACAGAAAAAAUUGGCAGGGUGGAUAGGGAAGGAAGGAUGGCCUUCCGACCCCCAAAAUAUACAUUUUAGAAACCUGUGAGAUUCCCGGUAUGGCUAAUUCAAAUGGGAAAGAAAAGCCUUUUAUGGAAUGCUCCCGUUUGACUGAGCAAGGCUGCACAUAAGAGGCAUCCUAUGAAUUGGACCUUGUGUAAACCCCGCUCAGCCAGCACUUCUGGAACACCACUAAUGAUUAGAUUAUUUUCUUUUUUCAACAGCACCCUCACUAGAUUUUUGUGCAGGAAUACUUUUUAACAGAGGCUCUCCCUCUGGCAUUCUUUGUCCCAGGCCAGCAUGAGAAAUUCAGCAUGACCUGGUUUGUCUAUAAAUUAAUUACUUGGAUUUCCAAAGAGAGAGAUUCCUGGUACGAAUUUAACUUUCAUUGUUGAAGCAAUCUACACCUCCUUUUUUCCUUUAGAAGCAAACAGGCAUCUGUUUCAAAAUCUGGCUAGCCGGAGAAGGGAGUGGAUUAUGGGAGCCAGUCAUGCCGUGCUCGCAUUGCAGAGAAAAAGGUUGCUCUUCAGUGGAUUUGAAAGAAAAGUGUUUAAGUAGGAUUUCCCCCCAUGCAGAUGGUUAAAUCCAGCUUUUCCAUUUUUUACACUCUGCCCACCCGAUCCAUCCCCCUCCCUACAUACUGUUCCCUUUGCAUGUUUUAAAAACGUGCCUUUAAGGGUACAAUUCCAUCCUUAAUGUGGCCUAAAAUAAUUCUAAGUAAAUCUCUUUUCAAAAUAUGCAGAUAAGGCUGAGAACAAUGUUCGUGCUUUUUAAAAGGAGUCCCGUUCACAAGCACAUGAAUGAGUUAGGGUCCUCUUUUAGGUCAUGUUGAAUCUGGCCUCGGUUCCUGAAGUCAUCCUAACCCUGUCCUGGGUUCCUGCUGCUAUGGCGAAUGCAGACUUAAGCAGUUGCUACGGUUUUUCUCAGGAGGCUGCUGAGUAGGUUUGUAAUGCAUGUCAUCCGAAUGCAUCCCAGGAGGGAAAUGAGUCCAGCCCCACUCCCAUCAACGGGACACCUCCGAGCGGAGCCAGUUGUGGGGAUGGAGUUGGUGCACUGAAGACGGUUGCCCCCGUGACCAAGAAGGGACGAGGCAGGCUCAGCAGUCAGCGUGCUGGCCUGUGCAGGCAGCCUGGUUAUCGCUCAGGGAAGCAGGGCGCACCCCAAGCCCACCCCGUAGAGGAUGUGGCAGCUCCUUUGGAGCAAAGACACUUUUGGCUGGCCAUAGCGCGCAAACGUGGUGCCUUCUUCAAGUUCCCAGGUAAAGCACUGCUCUUAAGAGCAAUUCUUGAGGAGUUAAACGCCAUUUGCAAAAGAAAUGGGGAGAAUUAGAUGCAUUCUCGGGCUGUCAGGUGUUUGUAAAACACCAGGACAUGCUGUGAUUUCAUGAUAGAUGGUGAGAGGAAGAAGGCAAGAGAAUAGGUUAGCUGGAAAUUGCGGGCAACAGUUUGAGGAAUCUAGAAACAGAAGCCCAGACUCAUCUGUGCUUUUUCUUCUUGGGGGGCAUUAGCCCUAUUGAAAGAAAGCACAAAUGAUAGUUUCUUCUUGCCAUUUUUCUUAGUUUCAGUGGGCUUUGGAGGAGAGAUGUUUCCAGGGCAUCUGGUUCAAUUUCCCUUCCUGCUAUCCUGCAAUUUGCUUAAUUUUAAUUUCGAUUCUCUUUUUAAUUUGCCUUGUUAGGUACCUGUAUGAAAGUAGGCCGCUUAAUCCUUAUAUUUGUGACACGUUUGCCCUCAGUGCUGUUCUAAAACAUGAAGAAUAUUUUAAGCAAAACAGUAGCAUGGGGUGGACACAACUGUUCUCUUUCAGCGAGGCCGCCCGGUGGCCUGGAAGCCCUCCGCAGACAUGCCGCAGGAUUGCCUGCCUCAUUGUGAGUGCUUGUCUGGUGUUUUGGUGUGUGGUUUUUCAAAGAAGAGUUUCUUGGAGGAUGCCAUCAGGUGCGGUAGAAGCACUGGAAUCCCUCGCCUUUUCCCUUUGGUGCAGGAGUUGGAAGCCCUUACAGACCUUUGAUUCAGACAACGAAAUGCAACCCUUCCACAGCUUUUUGGGUGUCUUUCUUCUGAAUUCCCAUGCUGUAGAUAUUUAGUCCCGUACUUCCCCGCCCAAUUUGCACCCUGCUGGACCUCAGCAACCCACACAAAUACAUAUCUGAGAUGCUGUGAUAUUUACACUCGCAAGUUCUUUUCAAAAUGAAGGGAAGCAAACUUAGAGUAACAAGAUUGGUGGGCAUUUCAUGAAGGGUUAGCGUUCCGACCCCACUCUCCUGCACUUUUUAAUGUACAUGAAACGGUUUUGGAGCUUCAGCAACCCAAAUAUUGCACAUUUGAUACCAUUAAAACGAUCUGCUCCUAUCUGGAGACAGCCCUUUGCCUGGACCACUUAGCCUACACGUUUUGUUGGGCUGGAAGAAAGGUGCGGCAUGCAACCCCGUGGUGCAGAGCAGCCGUGCCAGAAGCUUCAGGCAGCAGAAGCUGGACCCUGUGCUUGCCAAGAGGAGAAGAACACGUGCACCGCUCCAUUCCUACACACGUGGGAGCUCACAGCAGCCCCUCUGCUGGGCCCAGAAGGCAGCAUGCUCUGUAAGAGGGAUUUAGAAGGAACGUGGACUCACAGCAGUGCCCUGGAUUUAACUGACAGGAAAGAAAAAGCACACUCUGGGGGUAAUGUCUCUCACACAAGCCAGUGCCCAGGCACGAGACAGGUGUGCAUCUUUUUAAGUGCUCGGUUUUAUGCAGCUGUGUCAGUUUGAUUCUUCACUUCUACGGUUUUAUAACAGAAGCUCCACCUUAAACGGAUGUUAACAUCCCAAAAGCAAUACUCAACCUGCGGUUUAAUUUUAAAGUAUUGUACCAAAAAGAAGGAAAGACCACUUGAGCUUUCUGUUGCAAGUUUUAAAUGGCUUGGGAAUUUUUGUGUUAUGUUAUAUUUAUGUGCAAUUUUUUCUGUAUUUAGUGAAAAGUUUUUAAAGAAAAAUGUAUACAGUUUUAUUUUGUGUGUUGAAGCAACAAUAGAUGAUUGUCCUUCUGGAGAAUAUCAGUAGGAUGGGCCCACAUUCUGGACAGAGCCCUUGCUGUUAAGACCUAUAGUAAUCCUUCCAUUUUAUUAUCCCUUCCCAAGCAGUAUCAAGCAACUGUGAAUAUUUUGAGAAUCAAGCAAUGUUAAACCUGGUAGUUUUUCAUUCCAGAAUGAAUUCCAGACACUUUCAGUUCCAUCUUCAAUCAAACCAUGCACUUAUGGCUCCUCCAAUAAAGACUUGUCUGUCUGUCUGUAUAGUUCAGUCCCCAUUUCUUCCACCAGUGCCCAGAGGAUAUCUUGAUAAGCCUGAAAACUUCCUGUGUGUUUAUCAGCCUGAUUUUUGGGGAACAAUAAAAAUGGCCCACCAUCUGCUCUGUGGUGUGCGUGGCCCUUUGAUCUUGUGUGGCAGGAUUCAAGAGAAAGCAGGUUGCCUAGAAUGACCCCUAACCUGCUGAUUCCUGCAGCGACCCCACCCUAGGCAAGCAAGAUCCCCCCAGCUUCUCUGGGGAGUGCCAGCCACAGACCUGUCAUCGUCCGGCUACCCGAUUCCAGGGAUCCCUCCACAUGCAGCUAAGACAGUGUGGAACAAACCCUGUGGAAGCAGACACACUGCUCUGGCUUCGGGGGCUCUGAGCCGGUCCACGUCCUUGCCGGAUCAGACACGUCACUUCCUCAUGUCCCAAGAUGUAUUUAAACAGUUACCAGGAAGUUAGUAGCUCCUCCUCCUCCUCCUCCGCUGAAUGGAUGGAGAGUACUCGCCUCUCUUUUUGUUGUCUGCUGAAGCUCAUUAAUGGCACCCGAGGACAGUGAUGUUGACCUCCCCCUCAAAUAAGGUGUCGGGGACCUGCUUCUGACCAAGUACCUGCUGCAAAACAUUUAAAGAACCUUUCCGCUGCCAUUCAGGAAAGGCUGGUGCUAUUACGCCUUGGAAUGGUUCUUUUAAAAGUUUUGCUUUAGAAGCAGUAGGAUUUCCUCAGUUACUGUGGGUGGUUUAAAAAAAAAUGUUUUGCAGAGGUUUUGAAAACCCUUGUUGUCCGGGCACACCAGCUCAGAUAUCCCUUUUCCCUUGGGCUGGCACUUGGCAGAAUGCCCAGAGAAUGAAGACUUCACUCUUGUUGUUUCUGCAGACUGUAAACGUGUAAUUAGUAGUAUAGCUAAAGGAAUUUUAAAAGUUCUUUCCUGCAUUUGUAUGUCUGUAAAUACAUUCCGUAGUUUUCAAAAACUAUCAAGUAUAAACAUAAUAUCAUGUACUUUAUUUUAAAUUGCCCGUAUGCUACCAGUCAGUUUCUAGUGCACAUGAUAUUAUAAACUCCAAACCUGGGUGAUUUGAAAUAAAAGCUAAAGCUUUAAAACCUG